Molecule: messenger RNA, 1581 nt
Organism: Stereum hirsutum FP-91666 SS1
Lineage: Eukaryota; Fungi; Basidiomycota; Agaricomycetes; Russulales; Stereaceae
Exons: 5
Coding region: 34-1581 (515 amino acids)
Molecular function (GO): protein binding
Source: RefSeq, a predicted model, not a curated record
CACACCUUCACGCGUCACGUCGAUCCGAGCGAUAUGGCCCGUACCAGAUCGAAGAAUACGAUUGCUCAGGCUGUCGAGCUGAAGCAGGAGGCCAUCGACAACACCGCCAGUACCUCGAAGGAGAUCUUGCGCUCAGAUCCCCAACCGUCGCUUACCCACAGUAGACACGAAGAAAAGGGAGUUUGUACAGGCACAGAAGACUGCAGCGGCGAGUACACAGGACCCGAUUUCUUUCUGAAUCCGAAAUCUGCAAGGAAUGAAAAUGCCAAAAGUAGAACACCACCAAAUCAGCCUGUCCCCGAAUCUCCCGAGGGCCAAAUUCAUCGUGAUUCGUCCCCCGAGCCCGAAUUUCCUAAGGUCAGACAAUUACUGACAGGAACACAGGACAUGCCGAACAGCUCUCAGCUUUCCGCUCCGUCGUCUACUCAGCGGCCCAAGCCUACGCCCACGAGAGUUCGCCCAACACCAUCCUCCCAAACAGCCACAUCCUCAACACCGACCACAGGGAAGCGCAAGACGCCACCCGAAGCAGCGAACCAGUCGUCACAGGGGGUCCAAAGCAAUCCUCGCAGUUCGACAAAGCGUUCCCGACAUGAUAGCGCUGGUUUGAGAAAGAGCCGAGAGUUCUGGCAUCUUGACGGUUCCGUCGUUAUACAGAUUCAGAAUACUGUUUUCAAGCUCUAUCGCUCUCAUCUCGCUCGACAAUCGGCUUUCUUUCGCGACUUAUUCGAUCGGGGGCGGGUAAGUGCCGAACCGACAAAUGAUGGAAGUUCAGAUGCAGAGGUCGAGCGAGAGGUCGAGCGUGAAGACGCAAAGCGUGUUCCCUCUCAGUUCGACGCAUGCGAUCAAUAUGUCAUCCGUAUCACAACGGCGGAGGACUUCGAACAACUCUUAGCAUUCUUGGACGACGCUAUCUCCUAUGCAUUUGCUCCACCGCAGUUCGCUAUCUUAGCCUCCGUCAUGCGCGCUUCUACGGCUCUCGAAUUCGUCAAAGCGCGCGAAUGGGCCACCCACGUUCUCACCGAAAUGUGGCCCGACUCCCUCGAUAAGGUUGACGACAAUCGUAUCUCCAACGCCACUGCCUCUAUCCUCCUCGCUCGGCAGUGCAACCUACCUCAAAUCCGUAAGAGAGCAUACUACGAGCUUCUGCGAGCAACUGCGUUUCAACAAGACAUGUUGGACGAUGAAGACGACGGCGCAGUGGAAGGAAUAUCGACGAAGGACCUCUUACGACUUGUGAAUGCUAGGGAGCACCUGGUCAGAGAGUGGAUGACAACAAUUUCGCCUCCACCUUCCUUCGCACCCUGCGCCCCAGUGGCACCAGACCCAACAAAAAAUACUCGAUGCGUCUCCGACGACAAAGACCAUUGUGACUUGCUGUGGCUUGAACUUGUGGGGCCUGAACUCUUUCAAGUCGCCGACUUCCUUCAUGAUCCUAUAAUGGGGCUGCAGUACUUGAUCGGGCUAGAAUGGGAGAGGGAGGGAUUCUGCAAGGAGUGUUCGGAUUUACGUAGAAAUACGUGGCAAAGGCAGAGAGAGAGACUAUGGGCGAACUUAGAUGUGUGGUUAUCGCUGCAAUGA